CCGCUGAGAUCCCGUCCCGGUGGGAUCCCCAUCCCGGUGGGAUCCCGUCCCGUUGGAGCGGCCAUGGCCGCGGGCCGGGCUGGCCGAGGCGCGAGGACCGUCGUGGUCGGCGGCGUCCCCGCCGGCCUCCUGCAGGACGAGCUCCUGGCCGACAUCCUCACCAUCCACUUCCAAACGUCGCGGAACGGCGGCGGCGACGUCGAGGAGGUGGCGUAUCCCGCACGGGGCCCUGGAGUCGCCUACGUGACCUUCGAGGAUCAAGAAGUUGUGGAGCGUGUUCUGAAGAAGGAUCAGCAUCUCCUGCAGGACAAGAGGCUGGCCAGGCCGUAUCCCCUGACGGUGACCCGCUACAGCCACAGCGCCUUCCUCUGGGUCACGUGCACCCUCAGCCUGGCUGUUUUCAGCGACCACUUGGUUUUAGAGGAUUUGGUGGAGGAGAUGAGGAGGCAGAGCCCGGCGCUGAGCUUUGGGCCUUUGCGGCGUGACGGGCAGAUCGCUGCGCGAGGCUCCUUCCCGGCACUCCGGGGGCUGAGAGAAUUCCUGCUGCUGAAGGCAAAAUCCCUCUCAGAGGAGCCCAGGAGAGAGGGAAAACCCCACCAGAGGCCCAGGAGGAAGAUGCAGGAGCACAGAGGCGCCGCGGAGACGAGGAAUUCCGCCCGGGAAGCGCAGAGGGAAAAGCAAGUGCUGGUUCUGGACGCGGAUAUCUAUCGCUACAUGAGGUGCUUCCUUCCCGGAGCCUUCCAGGGAAACGGCGUCGUCAUUUCUGCUGUCACCGACGGUGACAUCGCCACGGUGUGCAUUGAGAGCGCUGGCAGCAAGGCUGGUGCUUUGCAGGGAUUAAGGGCCAAGAAAACGAUUGAGGGUUACUCCGUGGAGCUGCAGAAGGUGCUGAGGAAGGAAAGGAUCUGCCUCAAGGAGCCCAGCAGAGCCGAGAGGCAGAGACACAAACAGCUCUGCGAAAGGCUCAGACCCCGGUUCCCCAAAGUGCUGCUCAUCCCCUGGGACACCCACAUGGACCUGGUGGGACCUCCUGCAGAUGUUUUUGGGCUCGCAGAGGAGGUGAAGAGGCUCUCCGGGUAGGAGUGAGGGUUCCUGGAGUUUGGAUUUCUCACCCAGACUGUGCCUGCGGCCCCGUGGCGCUGCAGACCUCCCUCCGUGCCUCUGGGGUGUCACUUUGUCCCACUCACAGGCUGGCAGCUCUGCACGGGAGGGUGACCAAGCCUGGCCCCCCCCCCAAAUACCAAAUUAAGGUCAGAACAAAAAAAAAUUCAAUGAUCUCUGCAUCUUUCAUGAGCUUGGGGCUGUUUCUGCCCAGAAACGGCCACAUUUCCUUUUGGUACCUCAGUGCAUUCUCAUCCCGGCUUGCUGUCAAGGAGUACAUGAUGAGAAAAGAGAUUUUUUUUUUUUUUUUUUAAUUAAUUUUUUUUUAAAAAUCUGAGCUGGGUGUGGCAGCCAUGUAGGAAAGCCUGCAGGGAAGUUCUGUGAGCACAGCAGGCAGGAACGGGGACCUUUCCUGGGCCUUUAUCUGCAGAGGGACCCUUGAGAAGAGAGCUGGGACACUUGGCAGAGCAAAAUGCACCCGGAGUGGACAGGCUUGAGAAAGCCUUGAAAACUCUUCCCUGCAGGAAACAGGCAAGUUGGUUUUCAUAGGAGCAAUAAUGUUUUUUUUUUUUUUUUUUCCAGCUGUAAAGGCUUCUGCAGCAUCUCUUGACAGCUCCUUAUUUACACAUGAAAGUGUGUCCAGAGAUUUGAUGGGAAAAUUUGGGGGCGUUCAGACUUUGGAAUCAGAUUCUGUUUAUGCAAAUCUGUUUCUGUAUCCAUUACAAGGGCACAAAUGUUUGGUUUUUUUUUUUUUUUUUUUUAACCCAUUUAGAAAAUAGCUUUUAUUUUGUGAUAUCUGUGUGUUUAGAAUUAUUUGUCAAAACAUCCAGAGCAGCUUUUCUGCCUGAUGUGCAGGGAAAAGUUUUAGUGGUUUUUUGCCAUUAAAAGAAUUGUCCAAAACAUUGUGGCUGUGUUUUUUUAACCUAAUCCCAGAUUUUUGGUUGGAAGCCCAGACCUGAAGCCCAAGAAACGCUCGAGGCAUUUUCUUGUCGUGGCUGAUUCUGCAUUGCAGUGGUGCCAGUGAGAGGUGUUAAAGCAAAAUAUUAAAAAGGAGUGUCAAAGCAGCAAGCUGGUGAGCUUAAGUGCUUUGCUGAACUGGGAGAGGGAUAUUUAAAGAU
This is a messenger RNA of Vidua chalybeata, 2219 nucleotides long. RefSeq names its product RNA binding motif protein 43 (gene RBM43). The transcript has 4 exons. Gene Ontology annotation, molecular function: RNA binding. Bases 64 to 1080 code for a protein of 338 amino acids. Lineage: Eukaryota; Metazoa; Chordata; Aves; Passeriformes; Viduidae. The record is from RefSeq and is a predicted model, not a curated record.